Molecule: messenger RNA, 1135 nt
Organism: Drosophila busckii
Lineage: Eukaryota; Metazoa; Arthropoda; Insecta; Diptera; Drosophilidae
Exons: 5
Coding region: 49-807 (252 amino acids)
Source: RefSeq, a predicted model, not a curated record
CUCACCGUUUAGACUACAAUAAUACAAAUUUAAAUUUUAAUCGAAACAAUGGAAGUUGGUGGCGAUGAGCAGGCGGCGGGGGCUACCAAAAAACAUUUACGAAAAACCUAUAUAGUGACCAUCGUAAUGUUGAUUGUUGGCCAAGUGCAGGUAGCCGGCCUAAUGGAAGUCACAGCCAUAAAAAGUUUUUUGGAACGCCAUUACUAUGUCAGUCUUUUGCAAUUUUUUGUUAGUUUUAUAUCCAUACAGCUUUAUGUAUUCUUUUAUCAUGUAAUUGUACAAAAACCAGCUUAUAUACGCAUUUUAGCCGGCCUCUGGACGUUUGAAUCAAAUACUAUAUCGAUAAUGAAGCCAGCCAAGACAGCGCCCUACACUGGGCUUAUGAUAUCUUGGGUAAUGACUUUUCUUAUGAUGGGCAUUGGCGUGCUCUAUGGGAAUCUAGCAGUACGCCAUCGACGUGGACUCUUUAUAUCGCGCCAUAAUGUCAUACGCUGGAGCGAACGUCUCUUUGUGCUCACCAGCUUUGGCAUUAUAGUCUGCUCGGAAAUGCGACGUGUGUCCAUAGAAUUUCCCACACUGCUUGUCUACACGCUAAUGUCAAAUGUUUUUGUCAUCAUAUUUGCCGCCUCCAUACGCAGGCCACAAUUCUAUCAUGCAAAUACUCGCGCCGAUUAUAUACUCAUAGGUCAGCUAUAUUAUUUGAAUUUCUAUGCGCUCUAUAUGGGCUUCGUAUGGACCAUUGCCGCAGGCUUGCUCUGGAUCAAAUAUGAUAUCGAUAAAAAGGUAUUCGAUAAGAAGUCUGAUUAGGACGCAUGCGUUGCAAAUGAAUUCGCACAGCUGUGGCUACGCACACACACACACUUUAUCCUUUGGCAGCAGCAACCACAAGCAAUGCAAAUCAACAAACAUUCUGUCUGCUUGGCCAGUUACUUUGGCCAAACUUACGUCACAGACGCAACGCUGUAAACAGUUGGUUUGUCUUACGCUGCUGUUCGGUCGUUUGGUCGCUCGUGUUGUUGCUUGAAAAUCGAUAAAAGUUUUAACUGCCAUCCAAACACUCGUUGGCGUAGCACAUGUAAAACUUUGUAAUUUAAACAAUAACCAUAACAAUGUAAUAAAUGCAUUACUGUGUGAA